Molecule: messenger RNA, 910 nt
Organism: Spea bombifrons (plains spadefoot toad)
Lineage: Eukaryota; Metazoa; Chordata; Amphibia; Anura; Pelobatidae
Gene: NAT9
Product: N-acetyltransferase 9 (putative)
Exons: 6
Coding region: 228-827 (199 amino acids)
Biological process (GO): protein acetylation
Molecular function (GO): N-acetyltransferase activity
Source: RefSeq, a predicted model, not a curated record
GGGAAGUAUGUUGUAGGUGAAAGUGUAUCGCGUGAACAAAAUCAGUUUCGCAAUUUCGUCUUUUUGCGAUAUGGUUUCCGUUACUCUUGAAAUUAUAUAAUAUAUAUCUAUAUAUAUUCUGUCCAUAUGUUGCAGAGCAUUUUAGAAUGCUAGCACAUAUGUUGGUUAUACAAGGGUAAGGUUAAUUUGACAAACUGUGAAACCAUCGCGUCCCACAAAUAAGCGUCAUGCGAACGAAUGAAGACACUGUGCUGAGAGGCCAGCGGGUCCUAUUGAUACCAUAUGAACCCCAUCAUGUACCCAGGUAUCAUGAAUGGAUGAAGUCAGAGGAGCUCCAGAAAUUGACAGCCUCGGAGCCUCUUACAUUAGAACAAGAAUACUAUAUGCAGCAGAGCUGGAGAGAGGAUGCUGACAAAUGCACUUUUAUUAUACUGGAUGCUAAACAAUUUGAUGAAGGGUGCUCUGAAACACAGUGCAUGGUGGGUGAUGUUAAUCUGUUUCUCACCAAGCCAGAAAAUGCAGAAAUAGCAGAAAUUGAAAUCAUGAUAGCAGAGCCUGUCUUCCGUGGUAGGGGACUUGGUGAAGAGUCUGUACGACUAAUGUUAAUUUAUGGUAUUACGAAGUUAGGCAUCUCCAUGUUUGAAGCCAAAAUUGGGCAUGAGAACAUGAGAAGUGUUCGGCUGUUCAACAAAUUGCAUUUUCAAGAGGUUUCUACAAGCGAUAUAUUCCAAGAGGUGACCCUUCAGUGGAAUGCCACAGAAGUGGAAAAACAAUGGUUAAUCAACACAAGCCCUAUGACAAUGACAACUUAUAAAGAAACCAAGUAAUACCACAGAAUCAGAGCUGGGACACUUUAGACAGGAAUCCUCAGAAAUUGUAUGAUUACAUAUAAAAGUCUUGUGAAAUCAUA